AAUUUGGUGCAGCUUGCCGUACUUAACUGGUGAUUUUAUUAACUAAAAAGCUCCACUAUGAUAAUGGACAACUCGAAAACGACCAGCAAAACCACACUGCUCAAGCUGAUGCUGUUGCGCGCAUGGAAGGAGCGUUGGACCGACUGCCAAUGGGGAAUCAAUGUGAAAACGAUUCUCACUCGCGGAGUAAGCGGCGAUGUGUACAAUUUGGCUGAUGCUAUUGUCCAACAGGCGGUGGUUGGAUCUGGCGCCAACAUGCUAUUUCUCUCCUACCUGAAGCACUCUCUGUGCGCGCACCUCAUUUCCCAUGCGGCCGUACUGAACCGUAUCGCCAAGUAUGAUCAGUUCGAUAAACAUCACUGUCUGAUCGCGUUGCUAGACUUUCUAAAGUCCAUUAUCGAUGGUGUAACAUGCCGCGGGAAGCAGGAAGAAGCAAUUCUUACCAAAGCGACCGUUUCGCUCGUGCACUGGUUACUGCAGAUAUAUGAGUGUAUUCUACAAUCCUACGCCGAAAGCAGGGCACUACAGACCGAAGAAGAAGAUGUCGUUCAACGCGUUGCUGUGGUGUUGGAACGAAUCGUAGAAAACCCGUUCCUGCUCGGAGUCAUUUCCAUUGGGAAGUGUGAGGAUCCGGAUGUGUUCCUAACGCUGCAGAAAAGAUUUAACAGUAUAAACAAUCUUACCAUCACGACCGGUUAUGUGGCGCACGUUGGUAACGGUCAGAAAAAUGUAACCGUAACGGAUUACAUGCGCAAGCUGGUACUGCUCGAGGUGGACAUACACGAGAUGAAGUUGUUUGAUGGCGGAAAAGUGGAACCGAUUACGUUCAGCUUGCAACCGUUCAUAGCAAUCGAAGUGCUGCUAAAUCCGAUGACUGACACGAAUCAGUACGUCGCGCAGCUCAUUAACCUGAAGCGUCUGAAGGGUUAUACGUGUACGCGCCUGUACUGUGAGAUUAUGCGCGGAUGUCUGAUCUCGCUGAACAACGUCGAGGGUACGUCGAAGGAAUCGCUAUUGUGUGCGUUCGCGUUCAUCAAGGUUCCGCACAUUCUGCAGCAGAUACAUACAAAAACGAACGGCAAAGAGCAACAGGAUGAAGCGACCAGCUCCAGCUACAGCGUCGAGUUGGUGGAAGCGUUUGAGAUGCUGCUGCAAGAUGCAGCACCGGUACUGGAUUACAUGGACAUGAAGUGUUCCUGCAACAUAGUCGAGUGUUUGCUGAAGGAAAUGGUAAAGCAUAACCUGCUGACCGAAACACACGUGAAACAUUUCGUUGCCCUGCGCGAACCGGUAACGGUCGGGUUGCAUAAGCUCGAGGCAAACAAUGCACAGCUUACUUUGAUGCUCAAGUUUGUGUUUCGCGUCGAGUCACCGCUGGUUGGCAUAUUGAAAGCGCUCAGUGCGGACUACAGCAAGGUACAGGAUGCACUGCUCGCUAUGCUGUGCCAGGUACUGACCGGGAAUAGUCUCGAUUUGAUCGUUUCCGUUGCAUCGGUUGAGGGAAAGUUUAAAGCCUUCAUAUCUGGUCUGCUGAAGUGUAACGAUUACGCGAAGCAAGCCACAAGCGUGGAGAUUGGCAAAGCAAGCACCACCCGUGGAGCACUGUUCGAUGUUACCUUCAUGAUAUUGGCCUGCAUUGCGCAGAGUUACGGAUCGGACGUUAUCCUAGCCGAGGGUGGUAAUAGUUUCUUCGAGAAAUGGGUACGCGAUUACAUGGUCGAGCGGAAGAAAAGCAAAUCACCUAUGACGAUGGUAAAGCAAGCGGAUCCGAUGGUUCUGGAGGAACUUAUCAUGGCACUCAACAACUCAAACGAUGGCGGUGGUCUGAAAGGAUCGAACCUGCGCUGGGAGGACAUUUGCUACACCAUCCCGGCCCUUCUCCACCAAGUAUUGAUGGCGUGGGAAAAUGAAACUAUUUCCCCAGUAGAAAUCAAGAAAAUGCUCGACGGCUUAAAGGCACAUUUCUGCUCAUUUGCGGUAUGUGCAUCGUCAUGGUUGUGCGCUUACAUGCAGAUGGUACGGCAAGACGAGCAGGUGAAACCGAUGAACAUGGUGCAGCAACUUUGCAGUGCCCUUACUGGACCGCAAGCAGAAGAAUGGCAGCAGCAAGACUACUGCAAAGAACGAUUCGGUCUAAUGGGACAGAUAAUCCGCCGUAUGCAGCAAGAGUUCCAACGAACGCCUCAAAUUAAUCCAAAACUACGGGCACUCUUCCCCAGCCAACAUAUGGUCUCGCACUUACCGCUCGAGGAACAGUUUGAGGAAGCGUGGAAAGCGAUUGUCGAGCGUGGUUGGUUACCGAUCGAAACGACUUUUUUGCUAGACACACUCCUACAAUCGUGCGGACCUUCCUGGUUGGUGGAGAAACUGAUCGCAAAGCUAUUCUUAUGCAAGUACAUUCGCGAUCUCAACAAAACGAUGGACAUCAUUUUUGCGAUCAUGCAUCUAGACAUUGAGCGUUGUACGAUCGCACUUCUAUCGCAGCUCGUGCCGAUGAUGCUUCACAGCAAGCAGCAAACACCCGAAAUUGUUGAUCCACAGUCGCGCGUGCUAGCUAAACUCUGCGUCUAUUGUAUCAUCGUCACGAUGGAAGCAUCGAUCAGUGCGUCCAAAAAGCGUACCCGUGCCACUGAGCUGGAAGAUAUCGAUUCCCUGUGUACGAGCGCAAAGCUACGCAAGAUCGAUCUGGACGGGAUGAGUGUAGGAUGUGAAGCAACCGGAGCGAAUGAUUUCGCACUCGAAAGUGCGCUGGAUUCGGUUGCCAGCUGGGAUAGUACAUCGGUGCCAAGUUUGAAGGAACCGUUGCAGGGCUGUUUGCAGACACUGUUCCGUACCUUUACGCAGUACAUCACGACGGAUGAACUAUCGCCGAAGGUGUACUUUAUCUUUCAAUUUCUGUCGCUAUUGGUUGAGAGUGGCCGGGAUAGGAUCGCGUGCGUGCUCAAGCUGAUACCGAACGGAUUGGUGCAGAAUUUGCUGAAAAUCAACGCUACGGAUGAAAUGACCGUGGGACUAAUUUUAAGACUGUACGACCUCAAUACGCCGACUGGCCGCCAGUUUGCAAUGUCCGACAUAUGCCUGUUGCGCAACAUUCAGAUGCGAAAGGAGAGUAUAAAGCUGUAAAUUCUCAUCG
Anopheles maculipalpis is the source of this 3133-nucleotide messenger RNA. RefSeq names its product mediator of RNA polymerase II transcription subunit 24 (gene MED24). NCBI's taxonomy places the organism in Eukaryota, Metazoa, Arthropoda, Insecta, Diptera, Culicidae. Gene Ontology annotation, cellular component: mediator complex. Gene Ontology annotation, molecular function: transcription coregulator activity. The coding region runs from base 58 to 3123 and encodes 1021 amino acids. The record is from RefSeq and is a predicted model, not a curated record. The transcript has 5 exons.